AGGCACAGAGGGAGUGAGACUGAAAGCUUGCUCCUCUGUUAGAAUGCUGGAAUAACGGAGGCUAAUCAUUCUGUAUCUAAUACAGCUUCAGACCUUUUAGGAAAAUGUCGGGGAAAAUCGACAGCAAACACGACUCUCAGCGCUCCAACUUGUCAACCUUCACAAUGAAGUUAAUAGACAAAUUUCACUCCCCCAAGCCAAAACGAAUAUCUUCAAAGAAGCCACCAAAGCCUUCAGCAGAGCGAAGUGUCAAGACUGCUGAGAAACAUGGAACUAAGCCUCUUAGUCGGUUGGAAGAGCUGGAGAAAGAGGUUGUCAGUGCCUUGCGUUACUUUAAGACAAUAAUUGAUAAGAUGGUGGUGGACAGAAAAGUUCUGGAAAUGCUUCCCGGUUCUGCCAGUAAAGUAUUAGAGGCUGUCGUGCCUAUAGUACAACUAGAUCCCAAGAUUCAAAACAGUUCGACCGUGUCUUCAUGCCUCAGCCGAGUGUAUCAAAGUCUAGGGAAUCUGAUCCGCUGGUCCGACAAGGUGAUGCUGGAGGGAGUAAUCCUAGAGGACAAGGAGACCAUCCAGACCGUAACCAGCAUCAUAAAAACGGUCCUGGAUGGAGUAAAGGAGCUAGUAAGGCUGGUCAUAGAGAAACAGCAGCACCCAUCCCCAACUUCACCCACAGCCAAAACAGUCCCAUCCGUAUCCAGCUCACAGAGUGUUUUGGAGCCUCCUGUUAUAGAGACUGAAGAUGAGAGCUCAACAAACUGCUCUGCAUUGAGUCAUUCCACUGAGGCUCUGGCAGAUGCACCGUCUACUAAAGAGCUGGCACCUCCUAAACCCCCUCUCCCCGGACUGAAAGUGCCUGAGCACUAUCCCCCUGCUCUUCCUCCGAAAAAGCGUCAGUCGGCUCCAUCCCCUACACGAAUUGCUGUGGUUGCACCGAUGAGCCGUGCAACAAGCGGAUCUAGUCUUCCAAUUGUCAUCUGCAAACAGAAUUACGAUGCAGAUGGAUUACAGAGGCGUUUUUCUGGCGGCAGUCACUCCUUUGGUGGCGAGUCACCACGUGUUUCGCCGUGUGGCAGCAUGGGCAAGCUGAGCAAAUCUGACGAACAGCUGUCUUCACUGGAGCAAGACAGCGGGCAGUGCUCACGCAACACCAGCUGUGAAACGCUAGAUACAGCUGACUUCUACGACCCAGACUAUGACUUCCUUCGAGAGGACCUGUCCAGCGUAGAUCAGAUCACUUUGUCUGCAGGAAGCUGCCUCAGCCCCCUGCCCGAGUCCUAUCGGGAGUCCUCUUCUUCUUGUCCUGGCCAGUUUCCCUGUGGAUCACCCUCAGUCCUUUAUCCUGGUUCUUCUCCUUACUCUGUCAAUAAUCCACCUGCUCUUCCAGAAAAAAAACGACGCAGCGCUAACCCGCAGACCCCCUUCGACGGUAUGACACCUCAGACUUUCUUUGAGCGCCACCAUUCCCACUACGAUAACGUUACUGAUGACGAAAUGCCCGUACCACCUUUCCCUGUUUUUCCUCUGAUUGCCUCCGGCACCCCCACUGGCUAUGAGGUGGACUAUGUUGCUUCAGAGAAUGCUCAUAUACCACAGUCUCCUCCACCUCUGCCUGAGAAGAAAAGCAAACACAUCCAAAAAUACAUGCAGGCAGUGGAGGAUUACUCGGAACCACAGCCAUCUGUCUUCUACCAGACCCCACAGAGCGAGAGCAUCUACGAGCAGCGCAUCAGGCUCUUACAGGAAGUGUACGGCUUCAACGACUCCUUCAGCAGUAGUGACUCUGUGCACGAUCCUCUCCCUCCUCCUGCGCUCCCACCCAAACAGAGACAGCUGGCCUCCUCUCACUCUGCUUCUCCCUCCUCAUCCUCCUCUUCCUCUCUGUCGUGCCAACUGCAGCCAUGUGCAGGAGGCCUUGGUUCAGCUGAGAUGGAUGUUGCUCUCAGUCUGUCCACCUCAAGUCUCUCUCUGGGCUGCCAGGCCUCUCUUCCUGCCUCCACGAGCCAGAAUUCUAGUAAUGAGGGUGGCGAUGGUGAGUACGUCAAUCUGUAUUCAUCCAGUCAAGCCAACGGAGACCCACCACACCCGAACGGUGAUCCCAGCUGUGGAGCAGAAGAUUCACUCCAGGACUCAACACUGGACCAAAGCAAAGAGCAGAACGACAUGGAGAGCUGGAAGCAGAGGUGUACAGACUCAGACCUGAGCUCUGAGGAGCUGGAUGAGCUGUCUCUGCUGGACCACAGUGAGAUCAUGUCACGCAUUACACUAAAACGAGAGGUUGAUGAUGGUCCAGAUGUCCGAGCCGGAUCGGAAGACAUUUUAUUAGUUCAUGCAACAGAAACGGAUCGAAAAGAUUUGGUGUAUUGUGAAGCUUUUCUGACAACAUACAGGACCUUUCUAACCCCUGAGGACCUCAUUAAGAAGCUCCGCUAUAGAUUUACCAGAUUUUCUCACAGUUCAGACACUGUCAAGAAGCGAGUCAGCAAAAACACGUUCUUCGUGCUUGUACGUGUAGUGGACGAGCUUUGUUUGGUGGAGCUGACUGAAGACAUUCUGAAGCAGCUGAUGGACUUGGUGGUCAGUCUAGUGUGUAGUGGAGAGCUCAGUCUGGCUCGAGUCCUGCGCAAAAACAUUCUGGAGAAAGUGACGCAAAAGAAGCAGUUGAACUACACUAACUCGAUGAAGACGCUAGCUGCUCGCAGCGUUGCCGCCAGACCUGGUACACUUCAUGACUUUCGAAGUCAUGAAAUCGCAGACCAGCUCACUCUCCUGGAUGCAGAACUGUUCUACAAAAUUGAGAUUCCAGAGGUUCUGCUGUGGGCAAAGGAACAGAAUGAAGAGAAGAGUCCUAAUCUCACCCAGUUCACAGAGCACUUCAACAACAUGUCUUACUGGGUACGGUCCAUAAUAAUCCAGCAAGAAAAAGCUCAAGACAGAGAAAAACUGCUCCUUAAGUUUAUUAAAAUCAUGAAGCACUUAAGAAAACUCAAUAACUUUAACUCCUACUUGGCUAUACUGUCGGCUCUUGACUCUGCGCCAAUUCGGAGAUUGGAGUGGCAGAAGCAAACCUCAGAGGGCCUGGAAGAAUACUGCACUUUAAUCGAUAGCUCCUCUUCAUUCCGGGCAUACCGAGUAGCUUUGGCAGACGUUGAGCCUCCCUGUAUACCAUACCUGGGUCUCAUCCUUCAGGACUUGACUUUCGUGCACCUUGGAAAUCCCGACUUUAUUAAGGGCAAGGUGAACUUUUCAAAACGCUGGCAGCAGUUCAACAUCCUGGACACCAUGCGGCGCUUUCAGCAAGUGCAUUACGACCUGAAACACAAUGAUGAAAUUGUAUCCUUCUUCAAUGACUUCAGUGACCAUCUUGCUGAGGAGGCAUUAUGGGAACUCUCUCUAAAGAUCAAACCACGAAACAUCACACGACGCAAAACAGAGCGGGAGGAGAAAACGUAGGACUUGGACGUAUAGACUCUAUGCACAGCAAAGCAUUGUGGACUUGUGGACAAGAAGCAGCAAUUGGGAAGCGACUGUGACGGCAGCUAUGAGACUGGUCGGGAACUGUAAUUCGUUUGCAUAAGUUUACAGGACCUCUUUUUAAGUCUUGGGGUAGCACUGAAUCUUGGUCUAUAAAUAUACGUGAAGAAAAGUGCAGCACACAGACAACAUAGCAGAAAGGGAAACUCGUCCAGGGUGAACGUUGGAACAGUUUAUGUCAGACAUGGUAUUGAUGGGACUUUAGCUAAUCAGUUAAUUGAUUAGUGAUCAACAUUUGAACAUAAGCCUUUUUGCUAGCGGUGUGCCAGAGCUGUGGGAAUUGUCAGCACACUCUUAGCCUCUGUAGCGCCUCCAGCCUGUAACACAGUGCCAUAAUUUCGGAACGGACAAACUGCUUUUUUGGAGGAUCAAAAUGCACAUAGACAACUGUUUACUAAGAACAUUAGAAAGAUUGUUGUACCGAUUUGCAGCCCCUGUUUUAACAGCAUUCAGGACUGGAACUCUGUAUCAACACUUAAUGACAUUAUCCAAAUGCUUUUGGGAAUUAAAACAAGCCAAGCACUUUACUGGGUUACAGAUGUUUGCUGUUUUUGCUCCAUUGACAAUAUGUGGCAGGAGCUUGGACACCUCGCUCCAUCCUCGUGUUCCCACUAAGGACAAACUGGUUCAUUGUCAUUGUUCCAGUUUGUUGUGCUGUGACGUUCUCUAGUUGUGUUAUUCUGAAUAACGGUUCAUUGUGUAUGCUACCCAUCAUAUUGUAAAAUGAGAGGUGCACUUCAUGCCAAGUCUUCCAGUUAUAUUUAUUAAAAAUGUGUUUACUUUUCAAAGAAA
Messenger RNA from Trichomycterus rosablanca, 4322 nucleotides. It is a transcript of the gene rapgef1a, whose product is annotated as Rap guanine nucleotide exchange factor (GEF) 1a. Gene Ontology annotation, molecular function: guanyl-nucleotide exchange factor activity. The coding region runs from base 105 to 3449 and encodes 1114 amino acids. Gene Ontology annotation, cellular component: plasma membrane. The record is from RefSeq and is a predicted model, not a curated record. Gene Ontology annotation, biological process: Ras protein signal transduction; positive regulation of GTPase activity. The transcript has 25 exons. NCBI's taxonomy places the organism in Eukaryota, Metazoa, Chordata, Actinopteri, Siluriformes, Trichomycteridae.